GCCAGGGCAGAAUGCUUGUGAAGUAGCAACUAAAGUGGCAGUGUUUAUCUGAGACCCUCAGGCAGCCAGACUGUCUUGGCAAAUCUUGAUAAAACAGCCCUUAUCCAGCUUUCUGUCUAAGGAAUUCCCAGAAGACUGGAGCAUGGAGAGGCAGCGAAGGUUCGCGUCAGAGAAGGAUGAGUAUCAGUUUCAGCAUCAGGGAGCGGUGGAGCUGCUUGUCUUUAAUUUUUUGCUCAUCCUUACCAUUCUGACAAUCUGGUUAUUUAAAAAUCAUCGGUUCCGCUUCUUGCAUGAAACGGGAGGAGCGAUGGUGUAUGGCCUCAUAAUGGGAUUGAUUUUACGAUAUGCUACAGCACCAACUGAUAUUGAAAGUGGAACGGUCUAUGACUGUGGAAAACUGACCUUCAGUCCUUCAACUCUUCUGGUUAACAUCACCGAGAAAGUUUAUGAAUAUAAAUACAAGAGAGAAAUCAGCCAGCACAACGUCAAUCCUCACCAAGGCAAUGCUAUACUUGAAAAGAUGACAUUUGAUCCAGAAAUAUUCUUCAAUGUUUUGCUGCCACCAAUUAUAUUUCAUGCUGGGUAUAGUCUGAAGAAGAGACACUUUUUUCAAAACCUAGGAUCUAUUUUAACAUACGCCUUCUUGGGAACUGCCAUCUCAUGCAUCGUCAUAGGGUUAAUCGUGUAUGGCUUUGUGAAAGCCAUGAUAUAUGCCGGCCAAUUGAAAAAUGGAGACUUUCAUUUCACUGACUGUUUAUUUUUUGGUUCAUUGAUGUCUGCUACUGAUCCAGUGACGGUGCUGGCCAUCUUCCAUGAACUGCACGUUGACCCGGACCUGUACACACUCUUGUUUGGGGAGAGUGUAUUGAAUGAUGCAGUGGCCAUCGUACUCACCUAUUCCAUAUCCAUUUACAGUCCCAAGGAGAAUCCGAAUACCUUUGACGCUGCGGCUUUCUUCCAGUCUGUGGGAAAUUUCCUGGGGAUCUUCGCCGGCUCAUUUGCCAUGGGGUCUGCAUAUGCUGUUGUCACAGCUCUGUUGACCAAAUUUACCAAACUGUGUGAGUUCCCGAUGCUGGAAACGGGCCUGUUUUUCCUCCUUUCUUGGAGCGCCUUCCUGUCUGCAGAGGCCGCUGGUCUAACAGGGAUAGUCGCUGUUCUCUUCUGCGGAGUCACACAGGCACAUUAUACCUACAACAAUCUGUCAUCGGAUUCCAAGAUGAGGACUAAACAGUUGUUUGAAUUUAUGAACUUUUUGGCUGAGAACGUCAUCUUCUGCUACAUGGGCCUGGCACUGUUCACGUUCCAGAAUCAUAUCUUUAAUGCUCUUUUUAUACUGGGAGCCUUUCUAGCGAUUUUUAUCGCCAGAGCCUGCAACAUAUACCCGCUCUCCUUCCUCCUGAAUCUGGGCCGGAAGCAGAAGAUCCCCUGGAACUUUCAACACAUGAUGAUGUUUUCAGGUUUGCGAGGAGCCAUCGCAUUUGCCUUAGCCAUUCGGAACACAGGAUCUCAGCCCAAGCAAAUGAUGUUCACCACCACCCUGCUCCUGGUGUUCUUCACCGUCUGGGUGUUCGGAGGCGGAACGACCCCCAUGCUGACUUGGCUUCAGAUCCGAGUUGGUGUGGACCUGGAUGAAAACCUGAAGGAGGAACCCCCCUCGCACCAGGAAGCAAAUAGCUUGGAUAAAAGCACAACCAAAGCAGAGAGCGCCCGGCUCUUCAGGAUGUGGUAUGGCUUUGACCACAAAUAUCUGAAACCAAUUUUAACCCACGCGGGCCCUCCGCUGACCACAACGCUACCUGAGUGGUGCGGCCCAAUUUCCAGGCUGCUCACCAGUCCUCAGGCCUAUGGGGAACAACUGAAAGAGGAUGACGUGGAAUGCAUUGUCAACCAGGAUGAGCUCGCCAUGAAUUACCAGGAGCAAGGCUCCUCGCCAUGCAGCCCCCCUGCCAGGCUGGGUCUGGACCAGAAAGCUUCACCCCAGACUCCAAGCAAGGAGAACAUUUAUGAGGGAGACCUUGGCCUAGGAAGCUAUGAACUCAAGCUUGAACAGACUCUGGGUCAAUCCCAGAUGAAUUAAUUGGCAUGGAGCGCGCAGAUGUCAUCACAAGCAAUGCAAAGCCCACUGAGGAAUGAAAGCCAAGCUGACAACACAGUGCAAGGGAGACGCUGAAAAAUGUGUUAAGAACAUCAAUUGGAGAGACUUGAACCCUUGUCAAAUGUAUCCUCUCGUGUCUGUGGAAAUGAGAAUGUAUUGUCAUCCCUCUAUAGUACGCAACUGAAUUUAAUUGUUUGACAGCAGCCAUUUGUAUUACUGUAA
Molecule: messenger RNA, 2317 nt
Organism: Lepus europaeus (European hare)
Lineage: Eukaryota; Metazoa; Chordata; Mammalia; Lagomorpha; Leporidae
Gene: SLC9A9
Product: solute carrier family 9 member A9
Exons: 16
Coding region: 143-2077 (644 amino acids)
Biological process (GO): sodium ion transport; proton transmembrane transport; regulation of pH
Cellular component (GO): recycling endosome; membrane
Molecular function (GO): sodium:proton antiporter activity
Source: RefSeq, a predicted model, not a curated record